This is a messenger RNA of Chironomus riparius, 1462 nucleotides long. NCBI's taxonomy places the organism in Eukaryota, Metazoa, Arthropoda, Insecta, Diptera, Chironomidae. The record is from the annotation of a GenBank genome assembly.
GAAAUUCAAAGUAAAUAAUAAAGUUGAUGAAAUUGAUUCCACAAUCGAUUGCAAAACAAAAUGAUGAGUGCAAGUAAUAAUACCAUUGUCGAAAAAUACAGAAAAAUUUGUGAUAAUUUAUUUCUUGAAAAAAAAUCUUUGACUGAAAAUAAAGAUUUAAAUGAAGGAUACAUUAUGAACAAUAAUCAAAAACGUGAAGACAUAAUAAUGUUAAAAGAAAAAAUUAAUAAUGAUUUCUAUUGUCAAUUUUGUUAUAAAGCAUUCGAGAAGAAAAGUCAAUUUAUAUUAUAUCGUAUAAGGUGUAUGCCUUUUUCAGGUUACCAUUAUGUAGCAUAUGAAAAAUUUGACUAUACCCUCACUUCAUUUGUAAAAAGUGAAGAUUAUACCGAAAAAAAUGUUGAAAAAAUUAUUAUCAAUAUACUUAGCGAAAUAGAGUCAUUGCAUCAACAGAAUAUAUAUAUUUUCAAUAUUAAUCCGGAUGGAAUUGCAAUUAAUAAGAACUGUGCAGUUUACUUUUUAGAUUUCUUUAUGUCAAGAAAUAGUAAAGAAAAUCCAGUGAUUCCACUAAGCAGUAGAUUUGGUCCAAAUGACUUUGCAGCUCCAGAGUUAAUUUUAUUUCGCAUGAAUGGAAAACAAUUUGAUAAUCAUGAAGCAGCUGAUAUAUUUAGCAUAUUUUGUUGUAUAUUUUUUUCUUUUACUUUAUAUAAUCCAUUCGAAAAAAAUAGAUCGCAUACAUGUAAAAACAUUAUGAACAAAGAAUUUAAAAUCAAAUUUCGUACAUUAGACUAUGUGAUGAUUUUGGAUAGCUAUAAAAUAUUUUUAUUAAAAAACUUGAUGCAAAAAACAUUAUUUUUUGAACCAAAUCGAAGAUUUAAUUUUCAUGAUAUUCGAAAUCAUCCAUUUUUCUGGGAUUUACAAAAAGUUAGUGAUUUUUUUUUCAAUAAUUCUAAAAAAAUUGAAAAUCCAACUGAACAUUUAAGAGGAGAAAAUUUUGAUGAAGGAAGAUAUACAAAUUUUUUGAAAUCUUUUCACGAACAAAAACAGGAACUUUUGGGUUUUGUACGUAAUGAAACUGAAGAAAACAACAUAUUUAAUCAUAACAAUUUUCAACUUACUACAUUUAUUUUAGAAAACUUUCCUACACUUUUUCAUGAUUUGUGGAAUAAUAAUGAAAAAAGCCAACUCGUGUGUCCAGCUGAGAACAUUGCAAGUUCAAACUCAUUUUUUAAUGACUUGACGAAGUUUUCUCCCGAUUUUUCACCACGAUAUAAUAUCCCACAAUUAUCCACUAAUACUCCUAAAAUGAUAUAUCCGCUGUAUGCUUAGACUCCUAACUUUAAAGAUCAUUAUGGUCAGCAAAAUUUAAAUACAUUCUUACCAUCUGAGUAUAAUAUACAAAACAAACUAGUAAAGAGGUGAUCACACGUGAUCGACCGAAGCGCAUUUUCCCUGCACAGAAUUC